This is a messenger RNA of Lactuca virosa, 1811 nucleotides long. NCBI's taxonomy places the organism in Eukaryota, Viridiplantae, Streptophyta, Magnoliopsida, Asterales, Asteraceae. The record is from the annotation of a GenBank genome assembly.
UAACAGGUUUUUGGUCAAUCUCAUGAACGCUACCACAAAUCAUUAUACAAACAUGUGAUUCUCAUUAACCGAUGAUACUUUCAAAAUGGUAUUGAAUUCACUAGCAAUUUAUCUCUUACUUGUCUUUCUUGCAUGUUCUUCGACUCUUGAAGCCUCCAUUAAUGGCGGAGGAUUAAGAUUCAAACAAGAAAACCCAAUCAAAAGAUCCGAUUUUCCACCGGGGUUUCUAUUCGGAGCAGCCACUUCUGCUUAUCAAGUUGAAGGAGCGUAUCUUGAAGAUGGCAAAUCAAUCAGCAACUGGGAUGAUUUUUGUCAUUCCAAAGGGUGUGGAGAAAAUGGUGAGAAUGGGGAUGUUGCAGAUGAUCACUACCAUCUGUUCUUGAAAGACAUUGAGAUUAUGCAUUCGCUUGGCUUAAAAGCAUAUCGAUUUUCCAUUUCAUGGGCUAGAAUUCUUCCAAGAGGAAGGUUUGGUGAAGUUAAUCCUCUGGGAAUCAUGUUCUACAACAAAAUUAUCGAUAAUCUUGUACUCAAAGGAAUCGAGCCAUUUGUGACAAUUCACCAUCAAGAUUUCCCUCAAGAACUCGAAGAGAAAUAUGGAUCUUGGCUUGACCCUCAAAUGCAGGACGAUUUUGUACAUUUUGCAGAAAUCUGUUUCAAGAGUUUUGGAGACCGAGUAAAGUACUGGAUCACAAUCAAUGAACCAAAUUUGUUUUCAGAAAUGGCUUAUGAAAGAGGGACAUAUCCACCAGCUCGAUGUUCAUACCCUUUUGGCAACUGUCUUUCUGGGAAUUCUGAUGUUGAGCCUCUUUAUGCCAUGCACAACAUGUUAUUAGCCCAUGGAAAGGCUGCAAAGCUUUAUCAUGAAAAAUUUCAGGCAAUUCACAAACCAAAACAAGGAGGAUUAAUAGGAUUAGUUAUACAUUGCUUUAUGUAUGAACCACUUACAGACAGUGAUUUGGAUCGUGAAGCUGCUGAAAGGGCUAUGAUAUUCAAUAUUGGUUGGUCGUUUGAUCCACCUAUAUUUGGGGAUUACCCUAAAGAAAUGCGUGAUUACCAUGGAAGUGAAUUGCCAAGAUUCUCCCUAGAGGAAAAGAGUUUUAUGAAGAACAGUAUUGAUUUCAUUGGAAUCAAUCAUUACUCAGCUGUAUACACCAAAGAUUGUACAAAUUCAAGCUGCUUAGAAACUGCUAAUCGUUUAAUCAAAGGUUUUGUGGAAAUUACUGGAGAACGUGAUGGUGUGUGGAUUGGUGAACCGACAUCAAUGCCAAGAUUUUUUGUAGUUCCUAGAGGAAUGGAAGAGAUUGUUGACUAUGUCAAGACUCGGUAUAAUAACAGACCAAUGUUUAUUACUGAAAAUGGGUAUUCAUCACCAAACAUACAUGAUGUACAAGUUGAAGAGAUUCUGAAUGAUGUCAAGCGAAUUGAAUUCCAUCAGUCAUACCUUGCUUCUUUAGCCAAAGCCAUAAGGAAUGGAGCCGAUGUCCGUGGCUAUUUUGUAUGGGCAUUGAUGGAUAACUAUGAAUGGACAUUCGGUUACAAUGUAAGAUUCGGUUUACAUUAUGUUGACCACAACACGUUUGACCGAAUACCCAAAUUGUCAGCACAAUGGUAUCAAGAUUUCUUGAAAAACAACAGUUUGCUUGAUAAUCCAUCCAUCAGAACUCUAGAAUCAGUGCAAAAGCAAGCAGAUUUAUGAUGUUUGAUGUGGGAAUCGAUGCUUGUUUGUAAUUUUAAUUAGUACAUUACUAUAUUUAUAUAUAAUUGUUGCGAUUUUCUUGAACAUAAACGUUUGAAAAUAUGAUAUUACAUGU